This is a messenger RNA of Dromaius novaehollandiae (emu), 9376 nucleotides long. It is a transcript of the gene TRAF2, whose product is annotated as TNF receptor associated factor 2. Lineage: Eukaryota; Metazoa; Chordata; Aves; Casuariiformes; Dromaiidae. The transcript has 11 exons. Gene Ontology annotation, biological process: positive regulation of canonical NF-kappaB signal transduction; protein K63-linked ubiquitination; regulation of apoptotic process. The coding region runs from base 2997 to 4673 and encodes 558 amino acids. The record is from RefSeq and is a predicted model, not a curated record. Gene Ontology annotation, cellular component: cytoplasmic side of plasma membrane; cytosol. Gene Ontology annotation, molecular function: ubiquitin-protein transferase activity; tumor necrosis factor receptor binding; zinc ion binding.
GCCGCCUGCGCUGGUGGCCGCCGUUCCCCGUUGCGCGGCCUCCCUGGGCAGGCAGCGGGCCAGCGGGAGGCGGCGUUACUGCCUUUUUUAUUAUUAUUAUUCUCUGCUGAAUGAGAAGGCCCGAAGGGUUUGGGGAGGAGAUUUCCUGCCUGUGUUUGCAUGUGAAUAACUCAGGUUUUGUCUGCUCCGGAAGGCUCCUUGUAGAGCUGGAGAGCUGGUGCUUUGCAGCAUCAAAGCCACGACGCGAGGGCCCUAGGGCGGAGGUUUGGCUUAGUCCUUUCAUGCUGGGGAGCAGAAGGGAGACCCGGCUCCGGCGCCCUGACAAGGGGCUGCUGAUGAAUGCUGCUAUGCUAGUGGUAAUGGUAAGGUGCAAAGCGAACUGUGAUUGCAGUGCACAAUGCUUUUUUCUGUGAAAUUCUGCAUUCUGCGUCUUUAUUUUGGGGUAAACCUGUGUAAGCUUGUUGAUCAAGAAAAAGCACUCCUUGUUAAAGGUGACAGCAUCUUGGCUCUUUCAAGUAAAACGCAAUAAAAUUGCUAAACUGCACGUCUGAGUCAUCAGUAGUGACCAUGAGUUCUCUAGUAAAACCAGGAAAAAAACAAAAUAGCCACUGCGGUCAUUUCUGAAAUAAGGAGGGAGAGGAACAACGCUUAAAAAGCCUUCUGUAUAAUGCUUAUGCAGGCCGUCAUCUUAGCUAUGUGCAACAGGAGCAACUGAUUUCCAAAUCAUGGAUGAUUGGAACAUUGCUCAGGGUUUGGAUGCUAUUAAAAGUGCUAGGUGUUUCCCCUUCUUGCAGCCAGGAAGUUCUGUCAUUACAACACACCCGGCUCCUGCAGCCCAGCAAACUUGGGAAAGAACAUUUUUUGGACAUGCAAGUCAAACGUUAUUGAGAACUGUUAUUUUGCAUUGCAAAAGUUACUCUUCCGGCCGUUUGGUGGCCAAUGGAGUAUUGCAACAGCAAGUUUAUUCUGAGCAGUCCCAGAUUGUUCCCUUCCUGUGGUUGGUGGCUCAGGUAAGGCAUUGCUUACGAUUUCCCGCUUCUGUAAUAAAUGAUGUGAGCAUGAUGUGCCCUCAGCAGUUCUGCCAGGAUAAUGUUUAGUUCAGGAAAUGGAGAAGGGUUUUUUUAGUGAGUUACAUAAUCCAAUGAAUAAUUCUAGCAAUGUAGAUGUUUUCAUACGUUCUUUCCCAGACAAAAUGCAAUUGUGCCAGGAAAAGGAUCACUGUAAUGGAAUAACUAAAGCAGUGCCAGCAAGGACGUGCAGCUUUACCUGUCCCGGAGGAAUUACAUAGUACAAGUUACUAGUGCUGGCUCGUGCAAAGGAAUAUUUCAUGCUUUUGACCCCAGUGGAGCCAUCGAAAUUUACGCCAGGUGACACCCAGCCCCUAGAGCCCUUACAGCUCUCACUGUGAGGUCCUGUGGCUUGCUUCCUCCUCUGUUUGUCAUCUUCAGGGAGGAACAGUGAGCAAGCAGCUCGUAUUUCUACCUUGUGAAGCUGCGCGGUUUCUGCCUAAUUUCCAUUCAUCAGGGCUUUGCCAUCUCUUCAUGUGCUCUUUGUAUCCACCUUGUUAUGUCCCCAUGUUUCCCAGUCUGCUCUUCCUUACAUCUCACCAGAGUAAGGUGUGUGCCAUCCCCUUUUCCUAGUCACACUGGGUGGGGUGACCAGAGUCAUCCCUGAAUGAUGUGGUGGGAUGCUACAGGGUGGCAUCUGCUGCCUGGGCUCUUGCCGCUGUCGCUGCUUUUGCAUCCAUUGGUCGUGUCCCUUUCUAGAGGGGAGGAGAGAAGCUGAGACAGGAAAGGAAGGGAUCAGAGUAUUGAGGCCCCCUGCCAGCACGAAAUGGCAAUCUUAUAGGAUGAUGGCCAAUGUUUUUGUCAGCGCCUACUGCCUAAGCUCUGAGUGUGUGAGAUCCACAUGUACAUUUGAAUGACUAGGGCAGCCCAGGCAUCAUGAAGUGGAUUGGAGCAAAGUGGGCUCCUCUCUUCCUGCUUAGCAGGAAACCUUCACCCUUUUUCCUUAGACUUUCUGCAUAAUUCCCCUCCUCCUGUUCUGACCAGCACCCACCCUUGUCAUUAACUGGCAUCUUCCUGCUAUGGGCUGCAUGUUGCCACCACCCUCGGCUUUCCAGACAGAGCCUGGGGAGACAGCGGUUCAGUUCACGGAGGGUAUGGCAGCGAGGCCUCCGUGGGAGUCCCCAGAAUCACUUGCAUCAGCCCUGCAGGUAGCAUCUCGUCUCAACACGCUCCUGAGCAGGCACACGGCACGCGGGCAUGCAUGGAUGUCGGAGGGACUGUGGUUGGGAGCAUGCUCACUCCGGACUGCGGCGGUGUGGAGGAAACCAUGCCUCCCAAAGCUCCCCAGAAACCAGCUCAGCCCUCAGCAUAUCUUAAGACCAUGUCAAGAGCUGCCCUAACUUGCACCCCCGUUGCAACCACCCCCGCUCCCAAGCUGUCCUCACAGCUAGGAAUAUCUGGGAGAAACACCUCGACCAUGCCUUUGAUGCCGGGCACUCCUCUAGAGGUAGUGUCAAACUGGUUAUGCCUGGUUUUGACCAAGGAGGAUUUCCCCAGCAUGGAGUGAAUUUCCCGGCAUGAUGAGAAUCAGACUCUCGUGUUCUGUCAACACACAAGGCAGUGAGACCCGGCAGACCUCAGUUCUGUGUGUUCGAGACAGCAUCUCCGAGGUGGAGAGCUCACCGGGGGACGAGGAGCAGCUUCGGACGCUCUGAGCUGGUGAGCUGAGGUCACAUCCACAGGGAGGCAGGCAGGAAGGAGCUUCGGGCUGUGGACACAGCCGUCCCACACCAAGUGAAAAGGUCUGCUGUUGUGACCUUUAACGAAGCUGAGUUCCCCUGUGAAAAGCACCUCCGUGCUGACCUCACUGCCACGUGGUAAGCAUUUUCAUUUCCCCUAGCAUCUUUCAUUAAAAUGAAACCAGUCUGCCACUGUCUCUCCUUCCCAGCUGCAUCUCACUUCUACUUUGAGAUCUGAGCAGGCACUUCUAUGCUGCGAGCUGACCCUCUCGGCUGGGAUGAACGGCAGACAGCGUCACUUUGUGCACAGGCUUUUGAGAUACAGCCACAAUUUUUGGCUCCCAUGGCAGCAGCAAACUCUACUCCGCCUGGCUCUUUGGAUCUAAACCAGCCUGGAUUUGCGAAGGAGAUACUGGGCACUAAAUUGGAGGUCAAAUACCUCUGUUCAGAGUGCAAGAAUAUAUUGAGGAGGCCAUUUCAAGCUCAGUGUGGACAUCGCUACUGUUCCUAUUGUCUGAAGAAAAUUAUAAGUUCUGGACCUCAAAAGUGUGCCAUCUGUAUUCAGGAGGGAAUAUAUGAAGAAGGAAUUUCUAUUUUAGAAACAAGCUCAGCUUUCCCAGACAAUGCAGCUCGUCGGGAGGUAGAAAGUCUGCCUGCCAUCUGUAUUAACGAUGGCUGCACUUGGAAGGGGACUAUUAAAGAGUAUGAGAGCUGCCAUGAAGGGAACUGCCUGUUCAUGCUGGUUGAGUGCCAGGCAUGUAAGGGAAUGAUCAAACUGAAUGAAAAGGAACGCCAUUCUGAGCGCGAGUGCCCCGAGAGAAACCUCAACUGCAAAUACUGCAAAUCGCUUUUCUACUUUCCUGAUAUUAAGGCUCACGAUGAAGUCUGCCCUAAAUUUCCAUUGACUUGCGAAGGCUGUGGGAAAAAGAAGAUUCCACGAGAGAAGUUUCAGGACCAUGUGAAGACUUGUGGCAAAUGUAAAGUGCCCUGCAGAUUUCAGGUUGUCGGAUGUGCUGAGAUGGUGGAAAAUGAAAAGCUAUCAGAACAUGAAAGCAAGUACUUGGAGGAGCAUCUGUAUAUGCUGCAGAGUUUUGUGCUGAGCCUCAAGACUGCAUCUGGAGGCCUAAAGCAUCAUCCUGCCCUUUCCUCAUCACAAAGCAACUCCCCACUACUGGCAGCAAAUGCUCUGUGCUCUGAGCCAGAGCUCUCCAAGUCUCUGGAGCUCCUAGGAAGGUGUGAGGCCCUCGAGAGGAAAACGGUGACCUUUGAGAACAUUGUCUGCGUGCUCAAUCGAGAGGUGGAAAGAGUAUCUCUAACAGCUGAAGCAUAUAGUCGGCAACAUCGACUAGACCAGGAGAAAAUCGAAACACUGAGUAACAAGGUUCGGCAGCUGGAAAGGAGCAUUGGACUCAAAGAUCUGGCCAUGGCCGAGAUGGAGGAAAAGAUCCGCAACCUGGAAGCUUCCACCUACGAUGGUGUUUUCAUCUGGAAGAUAACGGAAUUUGCCAGGAAACGUCAGGAGGCGAUAACAGGCCGCUCUCCCGCUAUCUUCUCUCCAGCUUUCUACACAAGCAAGUAUGGCUACAAGAUGUGUCUGCGUGUUUAUCUGAAUGGGGACGGCACCGGGCGUGGGACCCAUCUGUCUCUCUUCUUUGUGGUAAUGAAAGGCCCCAAUGAUGCACUUCUGCGAUGGCCCUUCAACCAGAAGGUGACCCUGAUGCUUUUGGAUCAGAACAACCGAGAGCACAUUAUCGAUGCCUUCCGACCUGAUGUGACAUCCUCCUCCUUCCAGCGACCCAUCACUGAAAUGAACAUUGCCAGUGGCUGCCCGCUCUUCUGCCCCGUCUCCAUGAUGGAAGCCAAGAAUUCCUACGUACGUGAUGACGCCAUCUUUAUUAAAGCCAUUGUAGAUCUCACGGGCCUCUAACCCUCCUCGCCUCCAGGAGCAGUGAGCGCAGAGCCAGCCCCGAGUGGGGCAUCCUCCCUCUCACGCUGCCCUUCAGGCAGGCCUUGGAGUGAGGGGGGCAAAAAGUGGAAGGGGAAAAGCCCGGAGCUGUCCCCUUCUCAAAAAGGGACCUUCUCCACUCCGAGUGGAAACAAGGUGUCUGAUGGGAACCUCCUUCCCUGGUGUCAGAGAGUCCUUUCCUGAGAAGUUUGGGUGUAUGUUCACAGUCUGCAGGGUACAGGAAUAUUUCCUGCAGGGACUUGGAUAUCUGAGCUGCCAGUGUCCGGUUUUCAAGUGGAAACAAGCGCAGCUUUUGCUCUACCAGUUCAGUGCACAGCUUCAGUGCUCUGUAGCAAAACAAGGUUUGGCCUGCCCAAGCACCGUCUUAUGUGGAUGUUUGGCUCAGCCUUCUGGGUUUUUCUUCAGAGAUCUCUGUGUUGCUGGAAACUUGGUUUGCUGAAGGAAUGCCAUUGCUCUGGGCUGCUGGCUGGUUUGUGCUUUGGUAUAUGGGGAAGGUGUAGGGCAGAUUUAGCUGCCAAGCUGGGCUUGAGCACUAAGUGGGGCCUUUGGAGAGAGGACUGUUUUGCCACUGUUUUGUUGGCCCUGUUGCUGCUGAGCCAGGCUGCAUGGAGGAGCGGUACCCUGUUUCUGGCUGUAGUUGGGUUCUUGAUCACAUGUGCUCUGAACAGUCUGAUGGCAGCGGGGGACAGUGCAGACAGUAUCAGCAGCUGCCUACCUAGAGGAGAGCGUGUGGGCAGCACUGAGGAUUUCCGCAGUGAAAGAAAGAAAAGAAUCCCCCUAGAGACUGCCCCCCUAUCCUGGAGGGUAACCGCAGGGCUUGCAGGACUCCGGCCACCUGAGAUGUCCAUGCCCCAUGGAGGUUUCUUAGCCAGAUCCUGCCAUUCUCCGUCUGCCUGUCUGCCUGAGUCUGAGCAGCAGUGGGGAGGGAUGGUGGCAGGGCUGGAAGCUGCCUUUGCUUGCACAGAAGCACUCCUGAGCUGGCUUUCAUCUCCAUCCCUGGGAAGCUGCAGCAGCACAGGCAUAGGAACCUUCCCAGGCUCCUGGGCACUUUCCAGUUGCUGAAGCUCUGCUGCCAUCUGUACCUGAUGCCCAGAUACAUCUGCACAUACUCUGCCACCUCGGAGGCUGCAAUGCUGAUGGAGCCAUGACACAUCUCCUUGUUCACCUUCAUGGUGAGCUGCUGCUGGCCAGCCCCUGCCCUCCCACUGCACUUUAGUCCGGGCAGUUAUGUGCUGGGUUUGCCAAGCUGGCAAGGCCAACCCCCAUGUGGGAUUCCCUGAUCUCUGGGAUCCAAUAUCCAGUGGCUCCUGGUUAGUGUGCUCUCUCCGUUCAGCCUCUUGGCCUGUUAGAGAGUUUGCAACUGCUUGCUUAAGACCUGGGAAGGCCAGGAAAGUCCCUGCGUGAAGCCUGCUGGCUCCUUUUCUGUCUCUGGGCUUUCUGCGCUGCUCCCUUAUGGGCGGCAAGUAUUCUGCAUCUUUAUCUGAGCUAAAGUCUUUGUAUUUCGUGGAGAAGUGUAUUUUGUUUUGCGAUGUGUCUCUGGCAUGGCCAGCUAGUCCUUUUAGAGUUGCUUUGUGGUGGCCACUUGUAACUCUAGAGUGACUGUUAGCCAGGUUGGACUCUUAAGGCUUUCUGCCUUUUCUUCCUGUUUUUUUUCCUCAUCCCUGUCAACCUCCAAACAUGCCCUGGAAGACGUUUGGUCACAGGAGCCAGCUAGCUGGCUGCUGAGCCCAAUUGCACUAGUAGUUACUCCCCAAAGGUGCCCUGGCCCUGUCCAGCUCCUGUACUACUCCUCUGGCCUGGAGGACAGGCAAGGAGGCUGUCGUAACUGCCUGGAGAGCCAUGACCCCUCUGCCACUAGCAGCUGGGAUCUGCUGCCUCUGCGUGAGGAGAGUGAAUUCUCCUUGGAACAGGCAGCAGCAAUUGCUGCUAGCGAACCAAAAAGCAAUUGCGCGUGAAGCUGCGGUGCGCUCCGUGGAGGAAGGCCCAAAGCCCCGCUGCGGCAGCAGGUCCGUGCCUGGUGCCAAGCCCUGGGUGGGUGCCAGGCUGAGGCUCUUCUUCCUGCCAGCCUGAUAAAUACAGAAUUUUCCCUGCUCUGAGCUGUUGCCCUGCUUGUGGCUUCUGCUGUCCUUUUGCUUUGGUGUGUUGGUCCCACCCUCUGAUCCCUCCAGCUGGGUCCAGAAGUCUAUCAGUGGAGAGGAGCUCUGACCCCAGCUGGAGAGCCCUGCUUGGCUCACAGGAAUGAGGACAGCUGUCCUGCAGCUCCCUGCUCAAUGAUAGCUGCACUGACUGCGUGCUCCUGCUUGGCCCCAGAAGCUGGGAGGUGCUCAGCAUCGCUGGGCUUGAGGUCAGUUCUGCACCUGCUGGUCCUGGGGCCUCUGCCCCACCUGUAAAUAGGCCCAGGAGUUGGUUGCUGGCUCUGCUCCUGGCCACCAGCCCAAGUCGUGGCCUCUGCAACAGCCUGCUGGGGCUUUGCUGUCUGCUCAGCCCCCGGCGUGGUUUGAGUGUCCCUGCAGGGCUGUGGCUGCUGACCUGCCCCUGUGCAGCAGGUCCUGCGUGGCUGGCCUGGGGGUUAACUGCCAGAAGGUGGUUUGUUGUCAGAGGGAAACUGGAUGAGGCCUGUGCAAGUGCUGUACCCGUGCAGCGAUGGCUGUCGGAGGGCCCUGGGAGGGACCUCUGGUGAGUAUGGAAGGUGCCUUGCGCCUACUGUACCUGGGUCACCGAUGCGGCUUCUCCAGUUUGGUGGGUAUCUCAGUUUGAUCCUGACCCAAGCUGAGUCUCAGGUACCCCAAAGGUGCUGUGCUGGCUGGGUGGCUCUCCCUGCCUGUGGAAGGGUGCUGGGAUGAUUUUUGAGCCCCUGUUUAGAGUCUCCAUGGAGGUCUGACCACCAUGCUUGUUGCAGUAGCUCUUGUACUCUGGCCCAGCGUGCAGCUGUGCAAAGGCCGUAGCUCAGGGCAGACUCUGCUGUUUCGGUAGGGGCAGGGGCACAGGUGGAGGUGGUGCCCUGGGGCUGCCGGUGGGGCAGGAGGAGACACAGCAGUCGUGUAUCAAGGCAGCUUCUGCUCCCUGCCUGCAACGGUUGGAGGAGUGCUGGCUGCAGGGGCUGGCCUGGUCCCUCCCCUGGGCUGAGGGUUUACUGCUUUUUAUAAGGUCAGUGGAAGAUAGUGGGAGCAGUUAUGAUUGGAAGUAAAAAUGACCCCCAGGCUCCAGCUGCUUCAGGCUUGAGCCAGAACACACUGGACAGGCCAAGGGGGGGGGGAGGUUGCAGGAUGCCACUUGCUUCCCUUUCCCUCGGUGCGGUUUCUGCAGCUGUGGUGCCUGCAUGCCCCCCCAUCCCCCCCCCCACCCCAUGUCACACAGCCCCUCUCUGCGCCCCUGCUUUGUGAAAAGGUGAGGGCUGCAGUCCGGGCAGGGGCUGCCCAGGUCUUCCCAAGUGCAGACGGUCAGUGGAUGGGACGUCCACCUGGAGUUGCCCCUUGCAGAACCAAGUGGGACUGGGGAGGGCUGCUGCUGCUUGCACCCUGCCUUGCUCCUGCAUCUUUAAGCCCCCCACCUUGCUCUUGGCUCUUCUGGGAGGUGGGAGAGCGAUACCCAAUGUCAGGACCUCCUUACAUUGUGCACAGAUCUCCUUUCCUGGCCCUCUUUGAGCAUGUCCUAAAGGAGAGAUAGAGCCAUUGCCACUAUCACCCUAUUGCCUUAGGAGGAAAAAAGCCUAGCGAAGAUGCCUGAUCAAGGCCAAGGAGAUGGUGCUGGGACAGCACUGCUAUCCAUGGCAGCUUUCCACAGCCAGGCCGCGCAGGCGAUUUAUGUGCUGAUGCUGUGAUGUGAAAGGGAGGGGGUUCCUGCCCAGCAGAGGCCUAGGAAGGACCUGGAAAGGAGGAGGAAAAUCGUCUCUGCUAGUAUAGAAGUUGGAAAUGAAGUGUAUUAUGGUGGGAGAGGGAGGGAAAGCUUGAUAAAAAUUGAUGUGAAUGUCUUUGCUUUUGGGGUACGGAGCAGCCAGCAACUGCAAGGGGGGGGGGGGGCAGAUUGCUAUGGCGUAGUGCCUGUGAGAUGCCUGGGGAGAUGCUAGCUCAGCUGAUGGGGUGCGGUAAGGGCUGUCUUCAGUGGUUCGGUGCACUCUCCUGCAGUAGCAAAUACCUGGAAGGCAAAGAGGAGGUUCUGGUCUAGGUGCAGAAAUCAGUUUUAGCCCUUUCCAGCCUAUGAUAAGGAUUAGUUGGGGCUGUGUUGCUCUUGGAGAGGGCACAGCAGACACCACAGCAGACACUAUGCUCCUGUGACAAGCCUUUGCUGGCCUUGGUGUUGCCUUUGGACAGUGUUUCCAUGGCUAUGGAAUGGAAGAGCUGGUGCUGCAAACUCUGUCCAGCCCUCUUUCAUUUUUUGGCAGUUCUGGAGCUUUCAGGGUUAAGUCUAUUGUGUUGCUUGAGGCUGACUAGACUCUGCUGGAAGGGUUGCAGCUCUGAAGGCCUUUCUGGAACAUAGACACUUGGCAAAAGACACAGCUUUUUUUUGUGCCUCCCCCCCCCCCCCCCCUUUUCUCCUCUCCUCCUUCUCCUCUUCCUUUGGCCACAGUUAUCUGAGGACACCCAUCUCAGGCUAUCAAUGUGAAAUAAGUUUUUCUCUAUGAUAUUAAUGGUCAGAAACCACUAAUAAAAGCAGUUUGAAGAGUG